Malaya genurostris is the source of this 2793-nucleotide messenger RNA. RefSeq names its product prisilkin-39-like. The coding region runs from base 474 to 2009 and encodes 511 amino acids. Lineage: Eukaryota; Metazoa; Arthropoda; Insecta; Diptera; Culicidae. The record is from RefSeq and is a predicted model, not a curated record. The transcript is spliced from 4 exons.
CGCUACGUCGCCAUUUUGCUAGUUAAAAGUGAAAAGUUUUUCUACCGACUCGCUUCGGACCUUUACGGUAGCGUAUUUUCUCGGUAAAUUUCGUCGUCUACGAGUGAUCUGAAGUCGUGAAAAGUAGUGUUUACCUAUCGAGAUCGGUUUGCGGUAGUUAAGGAAGUGAAAAACAGUGGAUUAGUGCCCAUUUAAAGGGUUUCCAAAACGGUGCAUAUUUUCAUUCUGCCUGCAUCGAUUUGUGCUUUCGUGUAAAAGUUCUGCGGCCGGUUAGCGCUACGUAAUAGGGCUUUGUACCGACUGCUGCGCACACACACACACACACACACACUAACGGUAGUGAAUCGUACACCGGUGAUUUCUGUGAAGUAUUAGUGAUAGAACACGUGUUGUGUCGGGGAGUGUCUGGAUUGAAGUAGAGUACUUCUAUUAUUUUGGUGGUUUGCUAGAGGAAAUUAAAUCACACAGCAACCAUGGAAAUGUCUGGCCCUCCCAGGGGUGGCUUUCGUGGCCGUGGAGGGUUCGGUGAUCGUGGACGCGGUGGUUUUGGUGAUCGCGGAAGAUCAUCCCCAUUCUAUGGGGGCCGCGGAGGAGGACGGGGAGGACCCGGAAUGGGUCGCAUGAUGGGUGGCCCUCCGAUGAUGCGCGGUCGUGGUAUGAUGCGAGGUGGUCCUCCCCGUGGAAUGGGAGGACCUCCACGGGGUGGCCCACCAAUGUCCCGAGGUGGUCCAUAUGGAGGCCGACCACCACUAGGAGCAAGCAGUUAUCCAUCGUCAGCUCCCCGGUCCAGUUAUCAGUCUUCGGUAACGAACGGAUCCGGUCCACCGCCCUCAUCAACCACCGAAAACGGUGGUGAUCUGAAGUCGGCUGAUACUACCACCGCCAAAUCGAUACCGACCGCUGGUGGAAGCACCCCAACCUCGACGUCCAAUUCGGCUGCGACAUCGACGGCACAGAAAAGUGGCGUUCCACCAUCGUCAGUUCCAAGCACGGAAUCCGGUCGAGUAACGCCUCCACAACCAAUCAAAACGGCCGAUUCGAGCAGUCUGUCCCAUUCCAGAGAAACCCAUGAAUCAUCGCAUCCAUCUUCCGGUGGAUCGUAUCACUCUUCGCGGGGUAUGGGUUACCGAGGCCGUAGUAGUUACCCACCGAGAGGCAUGGGCCGAGGUCGCGGUGGAUACGGUGGCGGAUAUGAAGGCCCAAGACCUUACCGUGGCGGUUAUGAGGGUCGAGGCCGUGGACGUGGUGGUUAUGGUGGUGGCCCAGGAGGUUACGGACAGCCAAGUUACAACAGUGGCUACAAUAGUGGUCCUCCACCGUCGUACGGUCAAAUGGGAGGCUACCAGCAAGGCGGCUAUAGUCAAGGUCCACCACGACAACAGUUCGACACACGACAACCAUCCAACACAACCACAGUGACGCCGAUCAAACGGGGUGGAAUUCCUGGUGGCCCUCCGGGACCAAAACGUGGUCGUUAUGAUUCUGGACCGCCAAGCCGCUCGAUGCCACCAAAAAGUAUGCCACCGCAUCAUGGGGCCCCUCCUCCGGUAUCGGCCUACAGUGCACCGACGGCAAUGACAACCCACGGUGGUUAUGCAGAGCACGGACACCCGGCAGCCAGUAUGGAUCAGUACGGAACGCAUGGAACGGCUAGUGCCACUGGAUACAGUGCCACCGGGGCAACCCAGAGUGCCUACGCUGCCAACGGUUACGGUCAAAGCAGUUACGCGGGCACUACGGUUGCCACCACAGGAUAUGCCACCGGAACGGAGUACGACACCAGUCACUAUGACUAUAGUACCGGAACGUAUGACACCCGGUAUCAAACCAGCUACCCCGCAGAUUACAGCCAGACGUACGGUACCACUACCGAUUACAGUGCAGUGACCACCGAAACCUAUCCCAGUCAGCAGUACGACGAACGAUCCAGUUAUGCCGGCUACGACACGCAAGCCUACUCGCAAGGCUAUGCAAAGACCGAUCAGUACGCGCAUGGCGGUUAUUACUAAGCGAAUAAACAAUGAGCGCAAAAAAGAAGGCGGGUGCGUGUGUGUGUGAUUGAUUGUAUUCGUAAGCAAAUGAAAAAAAAAUGGUAUAUAUCAAAAACGAAAACAAAAAAGAAAGAAAGAUAUUAAGCAAACAAAAACAGCAGAGCAACAGUCGAAGGGAAAAUGAUAAUGAUGAAUACCCAAGAAAGAAAAAAAAACAAACAAAACAGAAAAAAGUACUAUGCAUCAAAUAGUAUCUGGAUAAUUAUUGACGCAGAAAGAUCGCAGUAGAAUUGCGAUACACACAUACAUUCAUCGCGAUAACUAAACAAAAAUUAAGAAAACCGAACAGAAAAGCAACCAUGAGCCAAUUACCAACACCACUAAGGACUCCAGGUUCGUCCGAGCGAACAGUAGGAAAACAUGAGCACCCAGAAAAGCGUCAGAUAAUAAUACGAAAAUACGAUGGUGUCAGCGCGUCCGUUCCUUUCUUUUGCGGUUUGUAGUCCCACAGAAUCUUGGGGUUAGGUGGCGAUGGAUUUACGUUAUUUUAUAUAAACUAACUAAAUUGCUUUCUUUUUUUUUAUCUGACAUUCUGCUACAGUUUUAAUACAGUUUCUUGAUCUUGCAUUGUAGUAAACAUCAGCACAGAAUUAUGAAUCAAAUACAUCAUAAGUAAAUUGAAUAAAUAAAGCAAACUACAUACAAUUAGCAGAUGAUACUCUGCAGCAGUAGGUGUCCAAGCGAUUGAACAUUAACAAUCAUAUAGUAUUUUACUCACAGAAAUAAACACAGUACUACUGGA